AUGGUGAGUUCCCGUGGCAAGUUAGAAGUUGUAGCAGUAAACAUCACUGUGGUCAUGGGAGCCAAGACUUUCAGCGACAUCAACUUGGAGAGAAAACAAGUGCAGAAGAUCAUUGUCCACAAAGAUUAUAAGCCACCCCUCUUUGACAGUGACCUCUGCCUACUCCUGCUUGCCACGCCAGUCCAAUUCAAUAAGGUCAAAAUUCCUGUCUGCCUGCCACACAAGGAGAGCUCCUGGGACCGGUGCUGGAUGGCAGAGUGGGCAUCUACUCAUGGCCAUGGCUCGACUAAAGUCUUAAACAUGCACCUGAAGAAGCUGAGGGUGGUUCAGAUUAAGUGGAGAGCAUGCGCCAAGAGGGUGAGUCAACUCUCCAGGAACAUGCUCUGUGCCUGGAAGGAGGCAAGCACCAACGGCCAGUGCCAGGGUGACAGCGGGGCACCCAUGGUCUGCGCUAACUUCUCGACUCGGAGGCUCUUUCAAGUGGGUGUCUUCAGCUGGGGCGUAACCUCGGGCUUCAGAGGAAGGCCCGGUGUGUUUGUGUCUGUGGCUCGGUUUAUCCCAUGGAUCCUGGAGGAGACACAAAAGGAGGGCAGAUCUCUCACUCUCUCAAAAGCCUCCAAAAGCUCCUUGGCUUGCGUUCCACGUUACACCAUAUUGCUAAGCUUGGGGUCUCAAAUACUGGUUCUGUCAUGUUUGCUGGGGGAUAAAUCAAAUUGCUAA
Messenger RNA from Psammomys obesus (fat sand rat), 720 nucleotides. RefSeq names its product serine protease 51 (gene Prss51). Gene Ontology annotation, molecular function: serine-type endopeptidase activity. The transcript has 4 exons. The coding region runs from base 1 to 720 and encodes 239 amino acids. The record is from RefSeq and is a predicted model, not a curated record. Gene Ontology annotation, biological process: proteolysis. Lineage: Eukaryota; Metazoa; Chordata; Mammalia; Rodentia; Muridae.